AUGAUGAGCUUUGGCUACAGCUUAGGCGAUUUCUUGGCCAUCCUUAAGCUUGCAAACGACUUGCGGAAACAGUUUCGAGAUGCUCCGAUACAAUACAAAGAGGUUGCAGAUGAUGUCAGAAAACUUUCCAAUGUGCUCAGAGUCAUUGAAGACUACAAGCCUGACCACAGCUUGAGUGAUCAGCAAACAGAAUCCCUAAAAGUGCUUUCUCAGAACUGCGGAGAAGUACUGAAGCAAUUACGCGGCACCCUUGAGAGAUAUUCACACGUGAUGGGUGCCGACCACAGCACAAAAGUUCGGAUUCAGCGAGCAUGGAAGAAGAUCACAUGGGAUUCCAAAGAAGCCAUCUACUUUCAUGAGAAGAUUGACUCGGAGAUCACUCACUUCAGCCUUUUCCUGAAUGAGACGAUCCUGCAGGUGGUUCGAGAAACCAGAAGUAUGGUGGCUUCAUGUACGAACGGAGUCAAUCAGAUGCUUAAGUUUAGUGAGGACAAAAAGCGCUUGAAGAUGCUCAAUUGGCUGUCAUCAAAGAAUAAUGAAGUCACACACGCCAAAAUUUGGAAUGAUAGACACGAAAACACCGGCCAGUGGUUCUUAGACACGGACAGGUUCCGAAAGUGGCUCGCUCAAGAUUCUGACACGCCUCAAGAUGAGCGUACGCUUUUUUGCUUUGGGGAUGAGGGAGCCGGCAAGACUUUCAUAUCGGCAAUUGUGGUCGAGGAACUGCGACGUCACCUAGAGUCCCAUGAGACUGUCAAAAUCGCUUUUUUUUACUGUGAAUUUCAGGAAAGACCGACCAUUGACGCGGUCCUUGCAAGUUUGUUAAGACAACUACUGCAAGAAAACAUGUCACCGUUAAGUGGCCUGGAAUCUCUUUUUGGUGCCUUGGAGAAGAAGCAAAGACGCCCUACAGAGAAUGAACUUUUCGCCCUUCUGGAUUCAGCCGUCUCGCCUUUCUCACGGGUCUUUUUUGUCGUUGAUGCCAUAGAUGAAUGCCGAUGGCCUGGCGAAUUUGCAGAAAAUUUGAAGAAUUUCUGUGGCUCUCUCCAGAGAAGGCAGAAUCUUGGUCUCCUUGUCACAUCUAGAUCAAUACCUUCUGUUCAAGAGAUCUUUCAGAACAAUCCAAGGAUAUUGGUACGCGCGCAUGAAGACGAUAUCUCGACGUGCUUGGAGAGCGGUUUGAGAGGAUUUCGGGCCAUUCGAGCAACACCCGAACUUCAGUCGGAGGUCAUUUCCACUAUUACAAAAUCAGCUGACGGAAUAGUACUUCACUGCAGGUUUCUCCUUGUUGGACUUCACCUCGAAUCUCUUCAGGGGUGGGAAAAGGCAACUGCAAAAUUGAUUCGAGACAAAUUGAAGUCGCUUCCUACUACUCUGGAGAAUGCAUACAGAGAAAGAAUGGCGCGAAUCGAGAACCAACCCCCAUUUUCGACCAAGAUAGCGAGAUUAGUUCUAGCAUGGAUCGUCUGGGCUACAAAACCACUAAGAUCAAUUGAGCUACGGCAUGCUCUAGCCACCGCUCUUGGAGAGGACAGUUUCCACGAGGAAAAUCUCUUGGAAAUCGAUGACAUUAUCUCCAUGUGUGCAGGUAUGAUUGCCGUUGAUGAGCAAAGUGGCAUUGUUCAACUACGACAUUACACAAGAUAUGAGUUUUUCAAAAACAACUGGACUGAGUUCUUUCCGGACGCUCAUGGUCACCUUGCAAAUACAUGUAUCUCAUACUUACGCCAUGAAACACUCCAAUUUGGGCUUACUACCUCUCAGAGUCAGUUUCAAGACUAUCUUGAACGCUUCCCACUUUUCCAGUACGCGGCCAAGAAUUGGGGCUAUCAUGCACGGAUAUCCUACUCAGAAGUGAAAGAUUCAGCGCAAGGAUUUGUUCAAAGCGAGAACGCUAUUUUGCAGUCUCUCCGGAUCCUGUUUCCCCAUCGUUACAAUUGGCGAAGCAAGCAGCAGAGUUCAAUUACAACCCCACCACUACAUCCUGCAGCAUACUUUGGCCUUACAGAAUGUCUACGUUACUUUCUUGCCAAAAACUUAACUUGUGAUGCACUAGAUGAUUAUGGCCAAAGCGCAUUGCACUGGGCUGCUCAAAAUGGACAAGUGGAAGCUGCUGAACUGCUGUUGAACCAUGGCCUUGGAGUCAACUGGGCGGACAAGGAAGGAAAGACAGCCUUGCACUAUGCUGCUGAUCAAGAUGAAUUACGUUUGAUAACGCUCCUUGUGCGAUACAAGGCAGAUAUGGAGUACACAGACAUGGAUGGCGAGACACCUCUUCUCACUGCAGUAAAGAAACUCAAGCUUGAGCCAGCUCAAGAGCUUGUGAAUCUUGGGGCCUCAAUAGAAGCUACGGACUCCUGUAAUCGCAGUGCACUGCACCUAUCAGCUAUCGGGGGAAAUCACAGCAUUCGCAUCACCAAAUUUCUUUUAGCCAGAGGCGCUUGUUCUGAGAUAUGUGACGUGGAGAACAUGAUUCCAAUGCACUACGCCAUCCGCAAUGGGUCCACAGCAACAGUAGAGGCCUUGAUUCAAGCAGGAGCAUGUGUCAAUCACGGCAUCCUAAGGAAGAGAUGGCAUCGAACAGAAGGAUGUGGCCGACGGACUUAUGAACUCUCACCCAAUGACAGAAAUGCUCAUGGACCCAAGACUUCUCAUGGCCUGACUCCGCUUCACUGGGCAGCGCUCAUUGGGGACCCGAAAAUGGUCCAAUACCUUCUUUCUAAAGGGGCCGACCCUAAUAAGUGUUGCCAGGAUGGCCAGACUCCGUUACACCUUGCCAUUCAAGAAGAUAUUGAUUCAAAUCCCAAUGAUGCUUGGGCAUCCCCCGCAUGGCGGAUUGAAAUUCUCAGCGACUUGGUUGAAGCUGAAAGUGAAGAAGCCAAUGAUGUGCAUCGACGGGUGUUCAAAAUACGCUCAAAUGUAUUGGAAAUUCUUAUAUCGGAUCCUAGUACUGACGUCAAUCUGCAAGACGAGCAACUGCAAGCUCCUUUGCAUUUGAUUGCGUCUGGUAGGGGUGAACCAAUGGUUUAUCUCUCAAAACUGAUGAACAAGAAGCCCAAUAUCUCAAUUCGCAACCGCAAAGGGCAAACCCCUUUACAUCUUGCCAGUCGCACCGGAAAAUUUGAAAUGGUCAAAGAGCUUCUCGCUGCAGGUGCAUCAGUUGAAGUUCUAGAUAAUGAAGGUCUCAGUCCCCUUCAAUACUGUAUUCGCUCCGGAAAAUCCUUCGCGGCCGUUGUCGGACUUUUCUUAAAAUACUAUAACAUGGCUCGGUUGAAUCCGUGCACUCAGACAGAUGGAAGCGGCAGGAAUAUAUUGCAUCAUUAUCUUCGAGAAGAUGGCGACUCCAAAAAGCUAAUUCGCACGCUGCUAAAACAUGGCGCGGAUGUGAACAAACUUGAUAAAGAAGGCAAUUCACCACUCAGCCUCUAUCUACGGUCAUCUGACCUGAAGAUCAACAAGGCCUCAAUUUGUCGCUUCCUGCUCAAAAAGGGUGCUUCUGUCUUGUGGUCUGAUGAAUCAGGGAGAAAUCUGGCUCAUAUAUCGAUGCUGGCUUAUCCUUGGACGCCACAUGAUGAAGUCAUUUUGAUCCUGAAAAAUUUCGGUGUCAAUGUGAAAGCAAAAGAUGUGAAUGGCAGAGGCAUAACUCAUUAUGGGGCGAUGAAUGGAUCGAUAACCCAGGGAAUCAUUGAUAUGUUGGAAGAGAGCGGUUCCCAGGGCCUACAUGAUCGGGACAACUGUGGCAGAACGCCUCUUUCAUACGCGCAAGGAGCUAGGCUGCAUCAUCAGAACGACGGAUUUCGGAAAUCCAGAUGGGAAUCAGCUGUCAAUGUCCUGGUAAAGUGCAAAAGAGACUGA
This is a messenger RNA of Penicillium coprophilum, 3855 nucleotides long. RefSeq lists its product as uncharacterized. Gene Ontology annotation, molecular function: protein binding. The record is from RefSeq and is a predicted model, not a curated record. The transcript is spliced from 4 exons. Gene Ontology annotation, cellular component: cytoplasm. NCBI's taxonomy places the organism in Eukaryota, Fungi, Ascomycota, Eurotiomycetes, Eurotiales, Aspergillaceae. Bases 1 to 3855 code for a protein of 1284 amino acids.